Molecule: messenger RNA, 2471 nt
Organism: Phacochoerus africanus (Common warthog)
Lineage: Eukaryota; Metazoa; Chordata; Mammalia; Artiodactyla; Suidae
Gene: GALE
Product: UDP-galactose-4-epimerase
Exons: 11
Coding region: 1102-2148 (348 amino acids)
Biological process (GO): beta-D-galactose catabolic process via UDP-galactose, Leloir pathway
Cellular component (GO): cytosol
Molecular function (GO): UDP-glucose 4-epimerase activity
Source: RefSeq, a predicted model, not a curated record
CCCUUGAGCCGGGCGCCGGAGGCGGUGCUGUUGGAAGCAGUGCGGGGCGCGUGGAGCCGAGCAGGAUAUUGGGAGAAUUCAGGAAAAUAAUGCAAAAGUGCCCAGUACAGAGCCUGGCACUCAGCGGGCGUUCAGCAAAGUGGAUCGGAUCUGGAUGAACCCAGAAGAGGAUUGAGGCAACUUGGAGGAAGGCGGCUGCGGGCCAGCCUGUCCCGGAUGAAAGGCCUCAGUGUCUGGGCUUUCACCCCUCCUCCACCGUCUCUGCCCGCAGAGUUUGUUCAGGGCGGUGGUGCACACCUGGCAGUGGAAUCUGGGGCAAACGCCACGUCUACACCAUCCCGCUCAGUGCCGCCUAGCGUUGGACGGUAUCCUUAGCCUCAAGCCGAGAGUGGCAUGGGCAGAGGCUGAACCAGCCUGGCUGACCUGGGGUGGGGCCCACUCCAGGACUGCAGGGCUAACAGCCCCCAGAGCUGGCCUCAAGGACUUCACCCUGAGGCCAACUGCUGUAUUUCCUGCUUCCUCCCAGUUGAUGGUGGGAGAGAGAGUCAGGAGCUACUUACAGCAUGACGUUUUAGUCACUGAACCAAGGAGCCAGUUUAUACCUAGGGAUGGUAGAGGGACUGGGAAGGUCCGAGUCUGUACAGACAGAUCCCCCUCCUGAGCUCUUGGAGUUCCGAUGCUGCUGCCUUGUUUCCUUCUGUCCAGAACUGUCUGGUCUCCACACACCUUAGGGAAGGCAGUGUGGAGGCUCAGGUUCUAUCUUCCCAGCCCUGGUCAAAUUAGGAUUAGGAAUUAGGGCGCCUGUGCAUCAACCUCCCCACCUGCACCAUGUGGCAGCUUUUUAAAAUCAUCUCAUUUAACUCUCACACUACCAUGAGAUAUCUGUACAUUUAUAAACUCCAUCUCAUAGAAAUGGAAACCAUGGCCAAGAGAGAACUGGUCUCUAAGGCCUAAGGCCAGAAAGUGAUGGUAUCCAGACUUGGCCCAGGGCUGACUCUGGACCCACCCUAUUACCUAGGACACACCACUGCCUCCCUCCAACCCCAGACUCUCACUGGAAGAAGACGCUGAGCGGGUAGUCUCUGUCCUGCACCAGGCACGAUGGCAGAGAAAGUGCUGGUAACAGGUGGGGCUGGCUACAUUGGCAGCCACACUGUGCUGGAGCUGCUGGAAGCAGGCUAUUCCCCCGUGGUCAUCGAUAAUUUCCAUAACGCCAUUCGUGGAGGGAGCUCCAUGCCGGAGAGCCUGCGGCGGGUUCAGGAGCUGACAGGCCGCUCUGUGGAGUUUGAGGAGAUGGACAUCUUAGAUCAGGCAGCCCUACAGCAUCUCUUUAAGAAGUACCACUUCGUGGCAGUCAUCCACUUUGCCGGGCUCAAGGCUGUGGGCGAGUCGGUGCAGAAGCCUCUGGAUUAUUACAGGGUUAACCUGACAGGAACCAUUCAGCUUCUGGAGAUCAUGAGGGCCCAUGGGGUGAAGAACCUGGUGUUCAGCAGCUCGGCCACUGUGUACGGGAACCCCCAGUACCUGCCCCUGGACGAGGCCCACCCAACGGGUGGCUGUACCAACCCCUACGGCAAGUCCAAGUUCUUCAUUGAGGAAAUGAUCCGGGACCUGUGCCAGGCCGACAAGGCCUGGAACGCAGUGCUGCUGCGAUACUUCAACCCCAUAGGCGCCCAUGCCUCAGGCUGCAUCGGUGAGGAUCCCCAGGGCAUCCCCAAUAACCUCAUGCCCUAUGUCUCCCAGGUGGCGAUCGGGCGACGAGAGGCACUGAAUGUCUUUGGCAAUGACUAUGACACGGAGGAUGGCACAGGCGUCCGGGAUUAUAUCCAUGUCGUGGACCUAGCCAAGGGCCACAUCGCAGCCUUGCGGAAGCUGAAGGAGCAGUGUGGCUGCCGGAUCUACAACCUGGGCACGGGCACGGGCUAUUCGGUGCUCCAGAUGGUCCGGGCCAUGGAGAAGGCCUCCGGGAAGAAGAUCCCAUACAAGGUGGUGGCACGGCGGGAAGGAGAUGUGGCUGCCUGUUAUGCCAACCCCAGCCUGGCUCUCAAGGAGCUGGGCUGGACAGCAGCCUUAGGGCUGGACAGGAUGUGUGAAGAUCUAUGGCGCUGGCAGAAGCAGAAUCCUUCAGGCUUUGGCGCACAGGCCUGAGAUCCUCUGGGGCCAGAAAAGGAAGAGAAACAAAUGCCUGCUCUCCAGCCUUCGGCACGAACCCUGGGGCCUCAGAGCCUCCCCUACCUCAGACCCCAGCUGGGCCCACUUGGCCCACCAGGCAAGAGGCCAAGGGCCCCACUGACCAGGUAUCAGGGGUCUCUAUUCCACAGGGUGUAGGAACCCAUGAGGACAGGACCCCCAAGAGCGAGUGGGGGAAGCAGGACCCUGAGACACAGAACACCCUCCUCCCAGGCGCUAACUCAGACCGCUCUGCAGGAGCUUUCCAAAGUAUUUACAAUAAAACCCCUGCUGACACUGGA